UUUGUUUACUACCAUUUUGGACGCCAACGCGAUUGUAUUUAAAAAUUAUGAGUGCUGAAAUAUCCGGCUUUCGCCGUUUUAUACAUUGGGGCCCAAUCACAGCCCUGAGCAUUAUCAAGUGCAUAACGCUGACAACGCUCUACAUGAACUCGAUGUGGUGGCCGCCAAAUGAAUCAUUCGCUGGCUUUGCCCAUCAGGCCUUAUUCCUAAUGCUCUCCACGCUGGCUACAUUCAAUUACGUCAUGGCCACGCUAACAGGUCCCGGCCUAUUGCCAAGACAGUGGCAGCCAAAGGAGCCCAAGGACACAGAGUACCUGCAGUAUUGCAAGGCGUGCGAGGGCUACAAAGCUCCUCGCUCCCAUCAUUGUCGCAAGUGCAACCGAUGCGUGAAGAAGAUGGAUCAUCAUUGUCCGUGGAUCAACCAUUGUGUGGGCUGGGCCAAUCAUGCCUACUUCUCGUACUUCCUGCUCUUCUCCAUAUUGGGUAGCAUGCAGGCCACUGUAGUCCUCUGCGGCUCGUUCUAUCGUGGCAUUUAUCGCUACUAUUAUCUGACACAUGGACUGGUACACCUGGCCAGCGUACAGUUCACAGUGGUCAGCAUAAUAAUGUGCAUCACAGGCAUGGGCCUGGCCAUUGGCGUGGUCAUCGGCCUGGGCAUGCUGCUGUUUAUUCAACUGAAGACAAUUGUCGCCAACCAGACGGGCAUUGAAAUCUGGAUAGUCGAGAAGGCGCAGUAUCGCCGAUACGCCAACGGCGAGGAUGUGGAUACUUUUAUCUAUCCGUAUGAUCUGGGCUGGCUGCUCAAUCUGAAGCAGGUGUUCAAUGACGAGUGCCAAAAGCUCGGCGACGGCAUCGAGUGGCCCGUGGUAAAGGGCUGUGAUCAAUACACAUUGACACGAGAGCAGCUGGCACAGAAGGAGGAAAAGCGAGCACGGACACGUACCUACAAGUGUCACAGUCCCGUGACGGGUCGAUGGCUGCCCAUUUGCUCGCAGGGUUGGAGCGUAUGCGUGGGUGCUCCCUGCACGGAUGAGCCGCGUAUCCGCCUACAACCAGGUGACAUAAUUAAGGUAACGCGCUUUCGCAAGCAUUGGCUCUUUGGCGAGCGGGAACUCACCAAGCAGGAGCUGCGCGCCGACAAAAAGCAUCAGCGUAGCGGACAUACGCGUGGCUGGUUUCCACGUCAAAGCGCCGUCGAGAUUAUCGAGGUACAUGAGUGCGGCGGCGAUCCUGGCAGCGACAAUCUCGCCGAGAAUGGAAAUUGUAACGGAGGACAUGCUCAUCUGAGGCAGCAGCAACGCAACGGACACGUCAAGAAGUAUAUGUAACCCGAGCAAAAAACCAAUCGGGGCAAUGAGCACAUUAUGGCAAUAUUUCUGUCGACACACAGUCGUACCAGCUUGUAAAUAGAUUAGAAACCGCUUGAAAGACUUUGACUUGUUUCGCUUAAACCAGCUGCCGCUCCCUGUCCCUCUCUCUCGUUUACUUUGUUAAAAAUGUUUGCCAAUAAACGAACUCGAAACUUGAUAUGAGUAUGACAUAAGUAUUGGCACAGCAAUAACUUUUCACUUCACUCCUAAAAUUUAGAAAAAUGUGAGCAAUAAACGACAAAAUCUCAGAUGAAAAUCAUUCUGCAUUCCAUUCGGAGCAUCGUUCGAAAGAGCUUCAAAUUAUGUUAAUUUUGAAUUAAAAAAUCGCAAUGGAGAAGUUAUUAAAA
Messenger RNA from Drosophila obscura, 1717 nucleotides. RefSeq names its product palmitoyltransferase ZDHHC6. NCBI's taxonomy places the organism in Eukaryota, Metazoa, Arthropoda, Insecta, Diptera, Drosophilidae. Gene Ontology annotation, molecular function: palmitoyltransferase activity. The record is from RefSeq and is a predicted model, not a curated record. The transcript is spliced from 5 exons. Gene Ontology annotation, cellular component: Golgi apparatus. Bases 48 to 1328 code for a protein of 426 amino acids. Gene Ontology annotation, biological process: protein palmitoylation.